This is a messenger RNA of Apis cerana (Asiatic honeybee), 1925 nucleotides long. Its product is annotated as FGFR1 oncogene partner 2 homolog. The record is from RefSeq and is a predicted model, not a curated record. Lineage: Eukaryota; Metazoa; Arthropoda; Insecta; Hymenoptera; Apidae.
AUGUUUUUAAAUUUGCAAAAUGUUUUUUUAAAAGCAUCUAUUUUUUUGUAAAUAAAAAUCAUAUAUUAUAAUUUUAUUAUUUCCAUUAACAUUAAUAUUUUUACAAUUCUGUGUUACAACAUAAUAAUAUAAAAAAUAUUUAAAAUUAUUAUAUUUAAAAUUUUUCUUAUAUGAAGCUAUUUUUCAAAUUGUUCAUAAAUAGAAAUUAUUUAUAUACAAUACAAUAAUAUUAUGAUAUGAUACAAAAAUACAAAAUUAUUAUAAAAGAUUAAUGAAAAAUGAAAUAUGUACAAUAUAUAUUAUUUGUUAUUCUAAUAUUUUAUAUAAUUUUAUAUAACUUUAUAUAAUAAAGUUUUAUAUAAUUCUAAAAUUUAUAAUUAUGAAAAUUUUUUUAGUAUUUUUAGAAAUACCAAAAUUUGAAAAAAAAAUGACGAAAAUAUUUUUAUUACAUAUUAAAUAAUUUUUAUACUAUUCAUAUUAUUAUAUCAUUAUUCAUAUAAAAAUAAGAUUUAUUUAAUAAAAUCUAAUUAAAUUGACUGAAUUUUAGCUUAAAAUAUUGCAAAUUUUGGAAAAUUUUUUUAACGUCUUUUCAUAAAUUUCGACAAAUAAUAAUUUGAAUUUGAUAUAUACUAUUUCUAUGAUCUAAACGGAUUGGUUAAAAAUCCAAGAUGGCAUCAUGUAAUUCGUGAAAAACCCUAAAAAUAUGAAAUUACAUAUGUAUAUAAUUUUCAAAUUAAAAAAUUUCGACUGUUAAAACUAUUAUUUUCGGAUUUUAAAGAAUAUUUUUUAUUAAAAUCUAUAAAAAGUUAGAAAAAAAAUCCAAAAUUGUAGAAAAAAUCCAGAGUCCAACUAAAGUUUAACUCAUUAAAAACAUCAUUAUAAUCGAUUCAACUGUUUAACAAAAAAUUAAAUUAUUAUAGAUAUAAAAAAAAUAAUAAUUUAUAUAAUUUAUCUAUAAUAUAAAAAAAUGUAUAUAUCAAUUUGUAUAGUUGAUUUGUGAUUGGUAGACCAAUGAUCUUACGGAAGUGAUUGAAAAUAAACAAACCUAUCAUAUAACUAAAGAAGAUAUUUUCAUAUAACUCAUAAUCUUAUUCAUUCGUACAAUUAAAACUGAAUGAAUUAGCAAAUAAAAUUUCACUUUGUGAAAGUUGUAUUAUAAAAUUUUUUAUUGAAAAGAGAUGUCAUUAACUUUUCAACAAAUUAUAUUGGAUGCUAAAAAGUUAGUUAUUAAAAUAUCAGAUCAUGAGAAUACAGCUGAUAAUUUGAUAAGUGAAAUAGAAUCAGUUUGUAGUCAAAUUGCUAAUAUGAAACAGUAUCAGGAAGAAGUAGAAAUUUUGAAUACUGAAGCAAAACAAAGACCACAUAUACAAUUAAUCUCAGGAAUACAAAGAGAGGUUAAACAUUUACAAGAAUUGCAAGCUGAAAACAAGGAAUUAAAAAAAGCAUUAGAAGAUCAUCAUCAUGCUCUUGAAUUAAUUAUGUCUAAAUAUAGGCAACAGACAGCAUCUUUAUUACGUCUUUGUAAAACAGAUCUUUCUUCAUUACAUAAUGCAAAAUAUGCUAAUAUAAUUACCAACCAAGCGGAAAAAAUUAAUGAAAUGGCAGCAGUAAUGAAAACUGCAGUAGCUUUAGAUGAGGAAAAUGAGAUGAGAGAAAAAGAAAUAUAUAGUAGUUUAAAAGUAGAAAAUACUACAUUACGAGAAAUAGUUAAUAUUGCAAAUAAGUAUUGCUCCUUAAAUAAGGAAACUGAUGUAGAGAGUAAAACUGUACAAACAGAUCCAAUAGUAUAUUAAAAGAAAUUUCUAAUUUAUAUUUCUCUUAUAUAAAUUUCAUAUUAUUUAUUUCAUAUUUUAUAACAUAAAUAAUGCUAGAAAAAAAUGUAUUACUUAUAUACAAUAAAAUACACAUGUAAAAUAUGAUUUAUA